Aricia agestis (brown argus) is the source of this 1466-nucleotide messenger RNA. RefSeq names its product protein abrupt-like. The record is from RefSeq and is a predicted model, not a curated record. NCBI's taxonomy places the organism in Eukaryota, Metazoa, Arthropoda, Insecta, Lepidoptera, Lycaenidae. Gene Ontology annotation, molecular function: protein binding. The coding region runs from base 64 to 1296 and encodes 410 amino acids. Gene Ontology annotation, biological process: regulation of transcription by RNA polymerase II. Gene Ontology annotation, cellular component: nucleus. The transcript has 6 exons.
UUUUUUCUAUAUUUUUACAAAGCUUUUUUUAUAAAAUCUUAUAAGUUUAAAUGAAAUUACGAUAUGGAGAAACAAGAGAUAAGCUUAAAAUGGAAUGGCUAUCAGAACAACAUUUUGGCAAACUUGAAAGAGUUGUUCAAAGACGAAAAUCUAUCGGAUGUUACAUUGAUUUUGGAGGGAUACAGUUUUAAGGCCCACAAAGUGGUUCUUUCAGCAAAUAGUUUACUAUUUAGAUCAAUAUUUCAGCAAAACCCCCACAAGGAUCCAAUUAUAGUUUUGCACGACAUCAAUCUAGAUUCCCUGCGAGUUUUAUUGACAUUCAUGUACUAUGGCGAGGUAAAUGUGACUGAAGAAUUUCUACCAAUAUUAUUGAAGACUGCUGAGACUUUGAAGAUAUGUGGCUUAUCCACAGGAAAUGAAACCGCGCGAGAUAACGAGAUAAACCCGCCAUGUACACCAAUGCAAUCGAAAAAACGUAAAAAUACUGAAGCAGAUGAUGCUGCAAGGCAGAAAAAAGCUAGUACUAAGUCAAAUAAUAGUGUUGCUGUCAAUGGGGAUGUUCCAAAAGAAAAUCAACAGCAUCAGCUAAAUAUCAUACCAAAAGAAGAACCGAUUGAUUCACCAUUAACAGACUAUUCUGGAGAAAACACAAAUGACACUGAUAUAGCAGUUUUGGAUAGUGCUCUUGAGAAAAAAUAUCCCAUGAACACUGAAUGCCUCUCUAAAAAAGCAAUAAAUAGCAAUUGUAAUCUUAAAAAAUGGAUUAACGAAGUAAGCACACACACGCCUCAAUGCAUUGCUAACGAAAAAGGAAAUGAAGUUGAUGAGGAGAAAGAUUUGGAAAUUGAUAAGGAAGUGGAAACAGUUCUACAGAGUGGAACAAUAGUCGAGUCACUGAGUAUUACCACAGAAAACUUGAAUUUUGUUUCCAAUGAAGCUCAUAAUAUGAAAGAUAAAAAUACAACCUGCUAUGCUAGUCCAUCGUUUCCAUGUCCAUUCUGUCCUCGGAUUUACAACAGCUGGGGAUACCGUAGAAGGCAUGUCAAGUCCAGACAUUUCACUAACAGGCUUUCAUGUAAAUGGUGUGUAUCAGUGCUGGCUUCGACUGGUGCCUGGUAUUCCCAUGCCACCCGAGCUCACGGGGUACCACACGAGGAGGCUCGGAACUCGCUGGUGGUUAUGGUAGAGGCACAUGCGGUCCUCACACUAAAGGAACCCAGCGUGGCCCAGUUGUUGGGCCAAGUCGGUAUAACUGAUAACAACGGUAAAAGCAUAAACGAAAAGAGCAAUAAUUAAAGUCAAUAAUUUUAUUAAGAGCUCAGUAAGGUAAGAGUUUUUGUGAGAAUGAUAGUUUUUUAAGAAUUUAUACUAUUUGCAUAUGAGUUUGUAUUCUAUAAGUAUAUUUAAGAACACUUUUCUAAAAGAUAUUUUUAUAAAGAGCCAUACUAUAUUCUAAUCAAAUAUUG